GCCUCAGGCGUCUCUACCAGCCGGUCGCGCUCGCUACUUUGUUAGAAAGACCUGAACUACACUGCGUCGCGGAAGUGCUGUUGUCAAGUGGUCCUCAGUACAACGUCUUAUUAAAGUGGAAAAUGCUGUGGCAAGGAUUGAUUUUUUUGUUUAUUUGCACCGCGGAUGGGCAAAUUUUUUCUACAGGCAUCUGUGGCUCUCGAAGUGACUGCAGCGAAUACCUCAGCCUCAUUCGACGGAAGAGUGACCCUUCGUUAAAGCCCUUCUUUGAGACGCACUUGGGCAAAGAGAUAUUGGAUUUCACUACCAGAUGCUGCAAAUCACCUCUUAUCCCAUCGGAGCAAGAAUGUGGCUUCCCCGAACCUUCAGGGCCUUUGAAUGAUAUCCAGAGGCGUGGCGCAUGGCCGUGGUUUGCGUCCCUGAGCGAAUACCCUGGCAAGAACUUUCGACCGACGUCCGGAGGAUCACUCAUCACGCGACGCCACAUUCUCACCACGGGUCACACCUUGCUUGGACUCAUCGACCCACAACCGAAGUACGCUCGUCUUGGAGAAUACGACGUGAGUGUUCAGAACGAAGCGAAUUACGUGGAGCUGGCGAUUGUGAGGUUCAAGGAAGCCGGGUAUAAUGCUGAUACAAGUAGAGACGUUGGUGUCAUCACUUUGGAAAGAGACGUCGUGUUUAAUGAUUUCAUUCGACCAGCCUGCCUGCCUUUCAACUACAAAGACGAGGACUUUGUGAACCAGCAUCUCGCCGUCGUUGGGUAUGGCCGUACUUCGGAUGGCCGCACAUCGAACGUGCCUGUAGCUGCAGUGGUUCCGGUGGUUGACUUGGCUACCUGCAGACAGAAGUAUAGAAACUCAUUCAAAAUCACAGACUCUGUCAUAUGUGCGGGAGGUUACAAUGACGCAUGCGCGGGUGACAGCGGGGGGCCACUCAACUUCUUUGACGUAGACACCAAGAGAUUCUACGUGGUUGGCCUCGUGGCAUUCGGGGCGGUUGACUGCGGCCAGACUGAUAUCCCCGGCGGCUACACGCGCGUUGGAGCCUUCCUCGAUUGGAUUAAUGAUGCUAUCAUCAGUGAUACUGCUUGAAAUAAAAGGAGAUCUG
Messenger RNA from Penaeus indicus, 1110 nucleotides. Its product is annotated as proclotting enzyme-like. The transcript is spliced from 9 exons. The record is from RefSeq and is a predicted model, not a curated record. Gene Ontology annotation, molecular function: serine-type endopeptidase activity. Gene Ontology annotation, biological process: proteolysis. The coding region runs from base 123 to 1094 and encodes 323 amino acids. Lineage: Eukaryota; Metazoa; Arthropoda; Malacostraca; Decapoda; Penaeidae.